AUGAGGGUCCAAUCAUGGCUAGCCAUCUGCUCCACAACUCACGACUCAAUCAUUCCCUUCUCUAAAACCGAGCCAUCGCCGUCGUCUCGGCCGAAACUCGGAGGUUCUGAUACCAGCAGCUCCUCCGAUUUUCCCAGUACCAGUACUAGCGACACCUCCAGUAGCAGCCUCCAAAGCAAUCUCUCCCUCCAGACGCUGCCAUCUCUCCCCUCCCUCCAGAAGCUCUCCCCUCUCGACGCCCUCGACCUCUCCGUCUCCCACCUCUGCUUCACCACUCUCACACCCCGACAGCCCUCUCUCCCGAUCACCUGCCUCGCGGUGCACGGCGACCUUCUGUACGCCGCAUCGGGCCACGAGAUCAACAUCUACGAUCGAACUGCCUGCACGCAUCUCGAGUCAUUCAGCUCCCGCGAUGCCGGUUCAGUUAAGGCCGUUAGUUUUUCUGACGGCAAGGUGCUCACUUCGCACCAAGAUUCUAAAAUUAGAGCCUGGCAGUUGACGACGGCGACUAAACGGCACAAGCUUUUAACCGUCCUCCCAACCGUCACCGACCGCCUGCGCCGUUUCGUCCUCCCCAAGAACUACGUCACCAUCCGCCGCCACAAGAAACGGCUCUGGAUCGAACACGCUGAUGCCGUUACAGGCAUCGCCGUUAAUAACGGCUUGAUUUACUCAGUUUCCUGGGACAAGAGCUUGAAGAUUUGGCGGGAGACCGAUCUCCGCUGCGUUGAGUCCGUUAAGGCGCACGAGGACGCCGUGAACGCAGUGGCGGUCUCGAACGACGGGACGGUUUACACCGGGUCGGCGGAUCGGCGGAUCCGGGUGUGGGCCAAACCAUUUGGAGAAAAGCGCCACGUGCUGGUGGCGACUUUGGAGAAGCACAAGUCAGCGGUGAAUGCUCUGGCCCUAAAUGACGACGGAUCGGUGCUGUUUUCUGGGGCUUGUGACCGUUCAAUCUUGGUGUGGGAGAGAGAGGACAGUGCGAACCACAUGGCGGUGACGGGGGCGUUGAGAGGGCACGGAAAAGCUAUACUGUGUUUAAUCAACGUCGGGGACAUGUUGUUGAGUGGGUCCGCUGAUCGGACGGUCAGGAUGUGGCAGCGUGGGGGAGACGGGAGUUUUAGCUGUUUGGCGGUUUUGGAGGGGCACGUGAGGCCGGUGAAGUCGUUGGUGGCGGUUGCGGACGGUGGUUCAAACGGUGUCGUUUCAGUUUACAGCGGAAGCUUAGACGGAGAGGUGAAGGUGUGGCAUGUGUCGAUUUCGAAUGGGAACAGUGAGAAUAUUAAUCCAGUGUGUGAGUUGAAAAUGUAA
Molecule: messenger RNA, 1311 nt
Organism: Prunus armeniaca (apricot)
Lineage: Eukaryota; Viridiplantae; Streptophyta; Magnoliopsida; Rosales; Rosaceae
Source: the annotation of a GenBank genome assembly